Molecule: messenger RNA, 675 nt
Organism: Triticum urartu
Lineage: Eukaryota; Viridiplantae; Streptophyta; Magnoliopsida; Poales; Poaceae
Source: RefSeq, a predicted model, not a curated record
AUGCUCAUGCACAUAUAGGUGUCAGAUGGAUGGGUGAGCUUGACCCAAGAGUUUUUGCAAAUGCUUGCAGCAAAAAUGCAGCACAACAGGAUGCACAAGUUAAUUAUGAUACUCUUUGCUCCAAGUGGCAAGAUGAAAUUGCAAACCCAAAUUGGCGCCCGUAUAGGGUAUUCACCGUUGAUGGUAAAGAGACGAGAAUUCUCUCCAAGGAUGACACCAAGCUUCAGAAGUUAAAAGAGGAGCAUGGUGAAGAAGUCUACGCCUUGGUAACAAAUGCACUGCUUGAGAUCAACGAGUACGACCCCCGCAGCCGCGUAGGUGUACCAGAGCUGUGGAACAAGAAGGACGGUCGGAGAGCAACACUGGAAGAAACCAUCCAGUUUGUCCUUGAACAGAAGCAGUCAAACAAGAGGAAGUGCUGAGGCCACUCAUGAUUUAUCUAUGAUCUAGGGUGCUGCUGCUUUUGGUUGCCAUGAGACUAUUCACACCUUGAACUUUAGACAUAGUGUAAUCGUAGUGCUAGUGGACUGUUUUGAGGUAUCAAUGGUUUACUGUUUCUUAGCCUUGACCCCCCUUUUGUCGGCUAAGUCGAUCGAGCUUAGCUAGAUUUUCUUGUUUUAGUGUUGGCAUGAAGCCAUGAAUGCUAGUACUAAUCUAAAAUGUUGAUUUGCUCCA